AUGACCAAAAUGACUUAUGAUCAGUUAUAUUUACAGACUGAUGGUUUUUUGAAAAGGAGAGACAAGAAUCGUUUCACCUGCACUCAGUGUGGGAAGAGUUUUGCAAGCAAAAGCAGUCUUAAGAUUCACAUCAGGAUCCACACUGGAGAGAAACCAUUCACAUGCCUUCAGUGUGGGAAGAGUUUCAACCAAUCAUCAAACAUUAAUCUACACAUGAGGAUCCACACUGGAGAGAAACCAUUCACAUGCACUCAGUGUGGGAAGAGUUUUAGCCUAUUAUCAUCCCUUAAUCAACACAUGAGGAUGCACACUGGAGAGAAACCUUUCACAUGCACUCAGUGUGGGAAAAGUUUCAGUCUGUCAUCUUCCCUUAAUCGCCACAUGAGGAUCCACACUGGAGAGAAACCAUUCACAUGCACUCAGUGUGGGAAGAGUUUCAGCCUAUCAUCAUCCUUUAAUCAGCACAUGAGGAUGCACUCUGGAGAGAAACCAUUCACAUGCACUCAAUGUGGGAAGAGUUUCAGCCAAUCAUCAUCCCUUUAUAACCACAUGAGGAUCCACACUGGAGAGAAACCAUUCAUAUGCUCUCAGUGUGGGAAGAGUUUCAGCUACUCCUCACACCUUAAUCACCACAUGAGGAUCCACACAGGUGAGAAACCAUUCACAUGCACUCAGUGUGGGAAAAGUUUUAACUGCUCAUCACAGCUUAAUCAACACAUGAGGAUCCACACUGGAGAGAAAUCAUUUACGUGCACUCAGUGUGGGAAGAGUUUUUACUGCUCAUCACACCUUAAUCAACACAUGAGGAUCCACACUGGAGAGAAACCAUUCACAUGCACUCAGUGUGGGAAGAGUUUCAGCCAAUUAUCAUCCCGUAAUCUACACUUGAGGAUCCACACUGGAGAG
Danio rerio (zebrafish) is the source of this 906-nucleotide messenger RNA. The record is from RefSeq and is a predicted model, not a curated record. Lineage: Eukaryota; Metazoa; Chordata; Actinopteri; Cypriniformes; Danionidae.